Messenger RNA from Pectinophora gossypiella (pink bollworm), 887 nucleotides. Its product is annotated as circadian clock-controlled protein daywake-like. The record is from RefSeq and is a predicted model, not a curated record. The transcript has 5 exons. Bases 103 to 828 code for a protein of 241 amino acids. Lineage: Eukaryota; Metazoa; Arthropoda; Insecta; Lepidoptera; Gelechiidae.
AUGGGUUUCGUAUAUUUGAGUUUCGUCAGUCGUCGCGAAUAGCUGUCUUUUAAAUUAAUAUUUAUUUUAAUUUAGAAUUAUUUAAAAAUAUUAGUAUUUAAAAUGUGUUCGAAAUUGUUAAUAGCUGUAUGCCUAUUGGCGUACAUUAGUGUUGCCACCGCUGCCUCAGCCUCAUUUAUAAAAAAAUGCAAAUGGGAGGAUUCAACUUGCAUCAAAGAAUCGACGCAAGCGGCUAUUCCUGUCUUCGCUGCCGGCAUCCCAGAACUCGGAAUAGAGAAGUUGGAUCCUCUGCACUAUGACAAGCUGAAUGCCAGCUCCGAGACCUUAAUUCUGCUGCUUGAAGACAUAGUCAUCACUGGAGUCAAGGAUUGUCAAGCCAAGAAGAUCCAACGCGACGUUCCGAAAGAGAAGCUGAUAGUGAAAGCUCUGUGUACCGUGGAUCUAAAUGGCCAGUACGAGAUGAAUGGUAGACUGCUGUUCUUACCCAUCCAGGGCAAAGGCAAAGUGCACGCCGUACUUAGGAAAGUCAUGAUCAACGUGGAAGGUGACGUGGUCGAGAAGAAAGGCAAGGACGGCAAGGUUCACUGGGACAUCAAGAGCUGGAAACACACCUACGAGCUCAAGGACAAAGCCUCCAUCGAACUGGAAAACCUCUUCCAAGGAAACGAAGUUCUUGGUCGCGCCGCUCGUGAGCUAUUGGACUCGAGUGCCAACGAGGUCAUCGGCGAGGUCGGCCCUCCGAUCAUCAAGGCCCUCCUCACCAAAGUCAUCAAGGUCGUUGAUCGGUUCUUCCGCGAGGUUCCCGCCGAAGAACUCACCCUAGAUUAAAGUUCCUAUAAGCAUAAGUUAAGUUCCUUUACCUCAAUAAACAGUUAUGUUUCGUAAAA